GCCGGCCGGCUCGCGGCGCACACCGCCUCCCUCCGCACGCAGCCCGGCCGCGGCGAGCGGGCGCCCUCCCUGCCGCGCCGUGCCGCGGCGCCCCCCGCCCGGAGGAUGGGCUGCGGGCGGCGGCGCGGCAGCCCCCCAGCUCCCUGAAGCCGCGGAAACAAAGGGAGGAAGCAGCAGCCGGGCUGGGUUGGAUGCAAGCAACCAUGAAAGGCUGGGUCUCCGCCUCCUCCGCUGCUGCCAGAGAGCUGCCGGCUGCUGCUGCUGCUCAGAGGACUACACUGUGAGGGGAGGCGGGGGAGAGGCUGGAUUGGUUUGCCUUGCCAAGGUAGAAGGUGUAAGGGAGAGGCAGAAAUAAAAUGUCUUCUUCAGUGGGCCCCCGCGGCCCUCGCCCACCCACGGUGCCCCCCCCGAUGCAGGAGCUGCCCGACCUGAGCCACCUGACAGAGGAGGAGAGGAACAUUAUUAUGGCAGUGAUGGACCGGCAGAAAGAAGAGGAAGAGAAAGAAGAGGCCAUGCUCAACUUGGAUACCUGUGGAAUUAGUGAUCCUUCUAGACAUGAUUUCAAAACUGCUUCAAGGGAGAAAACUGCUUUCAGUUGGAGGUUGCAUCAGCAAUUUGAAAGCUAUAAAGAACAAGUAAGAAAGAUAGGGGAAGAAGCCCGCCGUUACCAGGGAGAGCACAAGGAUGAUGCUCCAACAUGUGGAAUCUGUCAUAAAACAAAGUUUGCAGAUGGUUGUGGCCAUUUAUGCUCUUAUUGCCGGACCAAGUUUUGUGCUCGAUGUGGAGGUCGUGUCUCUCUGCGAUCAAACAAUGAGGAUAAAGUGGUUAUGUGGGUAUGCAAUUUAUGUCGAAAGCAACAAGAAAUCCUAACAAAAUCUGGAGCAUGGUUUUUUGGAAGUGGACCACAGCCGUCACCCAGCCAGGACGGGGCACUGAGUGAUACUGCGACUGGGGGAGGUUCUGACACACCUAGAGAAAAGAAAGCAAGACUUCAAGAACGGUCAAGAUCACAGACUCCCUUAAGUACAGCAACUGCCUCAUCACAGGAGAUCUCUUCUUCCAGUGUGCAGUCUGAUAGGAGGAAAGGAGCAGAAGUAUCACAGCCAGCUAUGGGCCUGGACCAAAAGCAAGCUUCAUCGAGGUCUAGAAGUGAACCCCCAAGAGAGAGGAAGAAGACAUUGUUGGUUUCAGACCAGAAUGGCAAAGGUUUAAAGAGUGAGCGUAAGCGUGUGCCAAAAUCCUCACUUCAAAAGGAAGGACCGGCCGAUGACAGGGAACGUAAAGAAAGGCAUGAAAGUAGAAGACUGGAGAAAGGGAAUUCACAAGAGUUGCCAGAAAAACUUGAGGAAGGCGAAGUGGCUGAUGAUGAAAAACAAAGGAAGGAAGAUGAAUAUCAUACUCGAUACAGGAGUGACCCCAAUCUAGCAAGAUAUCCUGUAAAACCACAUCCUGAGGAACAGCAGAUGCGCAUGCAUGCUAAAGUUUCUAAAGCACGGCAUGAAAGAAGACACAGUGAUGUGGCUUUGCCGCAUACAGAAAUGGAGGAAGCAGAGGUACCUGAGAAUAAAUUAGGAAAACGCUCACAAUUACAGGGAACUCAGGACAGAAAAUCUGUUGUGGAAACUCAGAGGUCGUACUCUAUAGACAGAACAGGUGAUGUAAGAAUUUCUGUUUCUAAACAAUUAACUAAUCAUAGCCCACCAACUCCCAGGCAUAGUCCAGUUCCUAUAGAACAUGUAGAAUACAAGAACCACGAUUCCUUUAAAAAACAGAGUCGCCUUGAUCCUAGCUCUGCUAUUCUCAUGCGAAAAGCAAAGCGGGAGAAAAUGGAGACCAUGCUAAGGAAUGAUUCCCUUAGUUCUGAUCAGUCGGAAUCAGUGCGGCCAUCCCCUCCAAAGCCUCAUAGAGCAAAAAGAGGCGGAAAGAAAAGGCAGAUGUCAGUUAGUAGCUCAGAGGAAGAAGGGGCAUCAACACCAGAAUAUACUAGCUGUGAAGAUGUGGAGAUAGAAAGUGAAAGUGUCAGUGAAAAAGGUGACUUGGAUUAUUACUGGCUGGAUCCUGCCACAUGGCACAGCAGGGAGACAUCCCCUAUUAGUUCGCAUCCAGUAACGUGGCAACCUUCUAAGGAGGGAGAUCGCUUAAUUGGACGUGUUAUUCUUAACAAAAGAACAACCAUGCCAAAAGAAUCAGGUGCAUUACUGGGGCUAAAAGUUGUUGGAGGAAAAAUGACAGAAUUAGGACGACUCGGUGCCUUCAUUACCAAAGUGAAGAAAGGUAGUUUGGCCGAUGUGGUGGGGCAUCUCAGAGCAGGGGAUGAAGUUCUAGAAUGGAAUGGUAAACCCCUGCCUGGAGCUACAAAUGAAGAAGUUUACAACAUUAUUUUAGAAUCAAAAUCAGAACCUCAAGUUGAAAUUAUUGUUUCGAGGCCUAUUGGUGAUAUUCCACGGAUUCCUGAGAGUUCUCAUCCCCCGCUAGAGUCUAGUUCAAGUUCUUUUGAAUCUCAGAAGAUGGACAGGCCUUCUAUUUCUGUUAUAUCUCCAACCAGCCCUGGAGCUCUAAGGGAUGCACCACAAGUUUUACCAGGGCAGCUUUCUGUGAAACUGUGGUAUGACAAAGUGGGACAUCAGCUAAUAGUAAAUGUUCUGCAAGCAACAGAUUUGCCACCAAGAGUAGAUGGACGCCCCAGGAAUCCCUAUGUAAAAAUGUAUUUUCUUCCAGACAGAAGUGAUAAGAGUAAAAGGAGGACCAAAACAGUAAAGAAAAGUCUAGAACCAAAAUGGAACCAAACUUUUCUCUACUCACACGUACAUCGUAGAGAUUUUAGAGAACGAAUGCUUGAAAUAACUGUAUGGGAUCAGCCAAGAGUACAAGAAGAAGAAAGUGAAUUUCUUGGAGAGAUUCUUAUAGAGCUGGAGACAGCACUUUUAGAUGAUGAACCACAUUGGUAUAAGCUACAGACACACGAUGAAUCUUCACUACCUCUGCCUCAGCCAUCACCCUUCAUGUCAAGAAGACAUAUCCAUGGCGGAGAAAGUUCUAGCAAAAAAUUACAAAGAUCUCGGCCAAUCAGUGAUAGUGACAUCUCAGAUUAUGAUGUUGAUGAUGGUAUUGGAGUUGUUCCUCCAGUAGGCUAUAGAGCUAGUUCUAGAGAAAGUAAAUCCACAACGCUAACUGUGCCAGAACAGCAAAGAACAACACAUCAUCGUUCACGAUCUGUAUCUCCUCACCGUGGCGACGAUCAGGGCAGGACCCGUUCACGUUUACCAAAUGUGCCAUUACAGAGGAGUUUAGAUGAAAUUCAUCAAAUGAGAAGAUCACGCUCUCCAACUAGACACCAUGAUGCCUCCAGAAGUCCAGUUGAUUACAGAUCCAGAGACAUGGAUAGUCAGUAUCUGUCAGAUCAAGAAAGUGAGCUUCUUAUGCUGCCCAGAGCAAAACGAGGAAGAAGUGCAGAGUGCCUACAUACCAUCAGAAAUUCUGUUAGGCACUAUAAAACAUUACCACCCAAGAUGCCUUUACUAGAAAAUGGUAUUCAUUGGAACAUAUACAGCUCAACUCUGCCUUCAUGUGCUAAGACCAAAUCAGUGAUUAGACAGGAUAUUUCACUUCUUCGUGAUUGCCUUAAUUCACGAAUACCGAAAUUUGGAGAUGACCUACUGGUUAGUGAACUACAGCCCUCCCUUGACAGGGCUAGGAGUGCUAGUACCAACUGCUUGAGACCAGAUACUAGUUUGCAUUCACCAGAACGAGAAAGGGGUAGAUGGUCCCCCUCCCUAGAGAGGAGACGACCUACUAGUCCCAGGAUUCAUAUCCAGCAUGCAUCUCCGGAGGAUGACAGAUCAAGGACGCUGGAGCCUUGCAUUCCAAAACAGGACAGUGUAGACCACCUAAGUGCUAAACCUGGAGCAGCACAGAGGCAGUCCAGAAAAGUGGAAAGAUAUAGCAGCCAAAAACAAACUAGGAAAGGCUCCGCAACUGAAACUGAAAGAAUACAUCAACAAGGAAGUCCCACACAGUCUCCUCCUGCAGACACAUCCUUCAGCAGUCGCAGGGGAAGACAGCUACCGCAAGUUCCAGUAAGAAGUGGCAGUAUAGAGCAAGAACAAGAGAAUUUUAACUCUUCCACAAAAGCAAGCUUAGUAGUGGAGGAGCGCACGAGACAGAUGAAAAUGAAAGUGCACCGUUAUAAUCAGACAUCAGGGUCUGGUUCUAGUCAAGAACAUGAGCGUGAGCAAUAUACCAAGUAUAACAUACAAACAGAUCAGUACAGAAGUUGUGAUAACGUCUCUGCCAAAUCAUCAGAUAGCGAUGUCAGUGAUGUGUCAGCCAUUUCCCGAACCAGCAGUGCCUCACGCCUCAGCAGCACAAGUUUUAUGUCAGAGCAAUCUGAACGCCCUCGGGGCAGGAUCAGUACAUUUACUCCUAAAAUGCAAGGCAGACGGAUGGGGACAUCAGGGAGAAUCACUAAGAGCACAAGUGUGAGUGGCGAGAUGUACAAGCUGGAGCACAACGACGGGAGUCAGUCGGACACGGCUGUCGGUACAGUUGGAACAGGUGGGAAGAAAAGACGUUCCAGCCUUAGUGCCAAAGUGGUUGCCAUAGUGUCUCGCAGGAGCAGAAGCACAUCUCAGCUUAGCCAAACAGAGUCUGGCAACAAGAAGCUAAAAAGCACGAUACAGAGAAGCACAGAGACAGGAAUGGCAGCAGAAAUGAGAAGUCGUAUGGUUCGACAGCCAAGUCGGGAAUCCACUGAUGGCAGCAUAAAUAGUUAUAGCUCUGAGGGCAACUUAAUAUUCCCUGGAGUACGGCUGGGCGCUGACAGUCAGUUUAGUGAUUUCCUCGAUGGACUUGGACCUGCACAGUUAGUAGGCCGACAAACACUAGCAACCCCUGCCAUGGGUGAUAUUCAGAUUGGAAUGGUGGAUAAAAAGGGCCAAUUAGAAGUAGAAGUCAUUAGAGCCCGGGGCCUCACACAAAAGCCUGGCUCCAAGUCGACCCCAGCUCCGUAUGUCAAAGUGUAUUUAUUGGAAAAUGGAGCAUGCAUAGCUAAGAAGAAGACAAGAAUUGCACGGAAGACCCUUGAUCCUCUGUACCAACAGACACUGGUUUUUGAUGAAAGUCCACAGGGUAAAGUCCUUCAGGUAAUAGUUUGGGGAGAUUAUGGCCGAAUGGAUCACAAAUGCUUCAUGGGAGUUGCCCAGAUCCUUCUGGAGGAACUUGAUCUGUCCAGCGUGGUAAUAGGCUGGUAUAAAUUAUUUCCGCCUUCAUCACUAGUGGAUCCAACCUUGACCCCCCUGACACGCAGGGCUUCCCAAUCAUCUCUGGAGAGUUCAACUGGGCCUCCCUGCAUUAGAUCGUAGUAGCAGGUGCUGUCUAGUAAAAACAUCACCCAGUGUAACAACUGGAACCAGAUAUUCACAUGAUCAAAAACACUGUUGGAGAGAGACAAUCACUUCUGUUUUUGCUUGUAGUAGUUAUCCAAAAAUAUGUCUGAAUUGUUUGUUAAAAGAUGGCUUAUAUUGACAGAACAAAGGUGUAUCACAUACAUAUGGUCAAUCUAUUAGCAACUGUCACUGAUGCUUAUAAUGAUCCAAAAAAAGAGAGAGGGACCUUUAGGUUCAAAUCAAAUAAAAAAUUAGUCAAACUGGAAGCUCUCACUCUGUUAACAAUGUUGUAUUUUUCACAUUUUGACAGACCCCUCAAGCAGUGUUAUCUUCCUGGUGUUUCAGCAGUUUUUCUGUACUUGUUACUUCCACUAGUUUUUUUGCCAUGUGAUUCUGUUAGUUUUGUAGAAGUCCUCACAAUGUUAACAGAGACCCUUGCUUUCUUUCUCAAAACCAAACAAAAAAGGGCUGAAGUAUAUCUCUGUAAGCAUUGCUUAAAGUGUUCAACAGCCACAAUUUUAUUCCAGCAAGUUCAAAUUGUUUCUCAGUUCUGGUACUUCAAAGUCUUUCAUGUGGAAACCCAGAGCAAAUGACCAAUCAAGGUUAUGUUCUUAAAAAUAAAUAAUUAUCACAGUGCCACUUUUUCUUUGUAAAAAGCAGAUAUGUUCGCAUUAUAUAUAAUAACCUUUAUGUUUAUGAUGUUUUGCAUGGAAGAAUUUUGAAGAAUUCUGCAACUAAUGCUGGGAACUGGUAAAAAGCAGCUUUAGUCAUAAUUUUGACAUUGAAUAUGUUACUGGUAAUGCAAUUUUCCUCCUAGAAAUGGAGAGGAAAUAUUUACGUUUCUGUGUAUAAAUGUAUAUUUGAAUUCCCAAAAUGUUGACCACGAAUGGAUUGAGCAUAUGACACUUUCAGCUGUACCCAGGCUUCUCUGAUGUGUGUCACUUCAGACACACUUGUCUGCCCUGGGUAGAGCAUGGUAUGAGUUGUUCAGUGUUUCACUGGAAAUUCCAGUUGAAAUAUUCUGCACUUACUAAUGUUUUUUAUCAAAUUUUAGUUUACAUUUCUUUGAGAUUGAUGCAAGCACAAGGCUUGAUUUUUUAACGCAAGAUAUCUUACUUUUUGGAGAAAAAAAGUCAAAUUUCAAUUUGCUUUUUAUUCAUUUGAGUUCUUGGCCUUGAAAUCCCUUGUGAUUUUCUGUAAAUGUGCUAAAAACUGCAGACUCUGCAGGUGCACUGAUAUGUUUCCCCUCCUUUUACAGGCCAUUCAAUUUUGUGAUCACACAAAUAGAGCAGCAUGACUUGGAACUGUUCAAAGCUGCAUGCACGUUUUGUAAAAAGAAAUGAAAAAGGUUAUUUAAUAAUGUAUGUUAGUUCCACGUAGACCAGCUUGUAUGUUGCAUGUACUUGUACAGUUUGCUCGUAAUUACUAUACUGAAGUAACCAAGAAAUCUAAGCCAUCCAUUUUUGUUAUAGACAUUUUGCAGAUUUUAGCCAGGCUAGGUCUGUGAGUCUGGUGCUAAAUGUCUAUAGAUGGACUUUAUUUUUUACCCUAUGGAAAACGUGAUGUAGUACGGACCAAAUUCCUUCUAAUAAAUAUUUUGGUGUAGAUUCCUACUGUGGGGCUGUAACACAUGUAGAAACUGUGUACACACUAGGUUUUAAUUCAUAGACUUACUGCCUGCACCAAAUGAACUAUUUAUUAUUAUUCAACACGUUGGAAUUGUUCUGCCCAUCUUUCCGUAGGGCGCAGAUUGACUACUGCUCGACCUGCUGAGCAGGAAGAACUCAAGCAUUGGUGCACUACUACUAGAUUCCAUUCUGUCUUAGUGGCCAAAAACCAACCAGUUAUAAUUCGAUAGUAUCUUUCUAUUUUGACCACUUGUCUUAACACUCCCCUGUGCUUUUAAAUGAACUUCCAACUCAUGUUAUGUAAACAUGUUUAAUAAAAUUUCCUUUUCAUGUCCA
This is a messenger RNA of Dromaius novaehollandiae (emu), 7348 nucleotides long. It is a transcript of the gene RIMS1, whose product is annotated as regulating synaptic membrane exocytosis 1. Gene Ontology annotation, biological process: positive regulation of synaptic transmission; calcium ion-regulated exocytosis of neurotransmitter; regulation of synaptic vesicle exocytosis. The transcript is spliced from 35 exons. Gene Ontology annotation, cellular component: cytoskeleton of presynaptic active zone; presynaptic membrane. Bases 357 to 5360 code for a protein of 1667 amino acids. Lineage: Eukaryota; Metazoa; Chordata; Aves; Casuariiformes; Dromaiidae. Gene Ontology annotation, molecular function: transmembrane transporter binding; small GTPase binding. The record is from RefSeq and is a predicted model, not a curated record.